AUUUACUAUGCCGUACAAAGUUUCAACCCUUUUCUCUCUCACUUGAUGAGUCGCGUUGGGGUCGAAAUACGUUGCUUCUUGCUUCUCGGCGUCGUGCACAAAUCCUGACCAAAUCAAUCAAGGCAGGAGGAUUUAAAUGAAUUUACAAGCUCCAAUAGCAGGACAGUACUCAAGGCAGGUUUCCAAUCAAGGCGGAGCUUCAUUGCCUGCCAUCCCACAGCAACAGAAUAUGAUGCAGAACUCUGAAGGUGGUCCCCGUGCUCCAGUAACUAUGGAGCAAGCAAGGCAGUUUAUACGAGAUAGAAUCUAUAAGUUCCUCACGCAGCGACUAACUCGGGAAAUGCCUCCAAAGAAUUAUCUGGAUAUUGUUAGACGCUUGGAGGAAGGCCUGUUUAAAAGUGCUCAAUCAAAGGAGGAAUAUUUGAAUUUAGAUACAUUGGAAAACCGUUUGCAAGCUCUGCUCAAACGAAACUCAAUGAACAAUCAAAAUCAACGAUAUCAGCAACAAAGUAAUGCGAAUGCCUCAAUGGGAACAAUGAUUCCAACUCCUGGCUUCCCUCAAAACGGGAACUCAGGUAACAUGAUGUCAUCAGUUGUCAAUCAGGGAAGCUUUUCCAUGACUACCCCUGGGCCUUCUAGAAGCAUGCACACUGGUUCAUUUGAUGGUGGUUUAUCAGAUGGAUCUCAAUAGGCGAUGUCUAAUUUUUCAUUAACAGGUGGACAAAGAAUCGGCAGCCAAAUGAUGCCUACUCCUGGAUUAAAUAAUAGUAAUAACGGGUUGACGCUAACCCGCGCGUUGCGGCGGGAUAUCGAUUACGAAUGACUCUAGUAUAUGUAUAUGAGACUUGUGUGUCGAUUAAAUGUUUCUUUUCUUGUAGAAUAGGAUCUUCGCAAAUAAAUGUGGGCUAAUUGUACUAUUUUACCUGAAAGAGUUACAUAGACAUAA
Molecule: messenger RNA, 946 nt
Organism: Helianthus annuus (common sunflower)
Lineage: Eukaryota; Viridiplantae; Streptophyta; Magnoliopsida; Asterales; Asteraceae
Product: histone acetyltransferase HAC1
Exons: 5
Coding region: 137-691 (184 amino acids)
Source: RefSeq, a predicted model, not a curated record